GGAAAAGAUAAGGUUAAAAGGUGUGACUAAAUCUCACAAUUUAGAACAAUGGAAGAUCAAAAUGACGCUAUGCAACGUGCAUUUCUUAGACAUUUGUACAAGUCAAGAUGUAAGCUACAAGAAGGAGAGAGCACUAUAAAGUUUAUUGAAUCGGGUGUUAGGGAUUUUGUCGCUAAAACUUGUGAUCUGGUUGGAGAAGUAAAGCCAGUUUUCCAAAUUUCGCAAAUCAUUCCCGCUGGAAGCUUUUAUGAAGGAACAAAAAUUGGAAGAACAGACGAGUUUGACUUUAUGGUCAUUUUGAAGAGACUAUCUGGAGCUGACAAAUUACAAAUACAUAAUGGAUGCAGUCCGUGGUAUAAAAAACUUGAACUCCAAAAAGGUGUUCAUUUAAGCCAGAAGUAUAUGUGUAAUUGCCACAUGUACAAGGAAACGUAUGGAGACUAUUUAGGUAAUCCACAUGUACUUGUGAUCGAUUUUUGGAAUAAUGUUUCAUCUGUAACCAAAUCGAAUCCAUUACAUAGAGAAAAUUCAGAGGGACAAUUGUACUCAAAAGUAAUUAAUGAGAAACGAAAAUUACUGUUAAAUUAUGCCAUAAAGCCUUCAAUGCCAUUAAUGCCGGGGUCUACAGAGAAAAGCCUAGUUUCUUUGAACGAUGUAGAUAUUGGCGUUGACCUUAUGAUGGCCAUAGAACACCCAUUUCCAGAAACCAUAGCCUCUCAGCCUUCUUUUCCUUCAGAAUUCAAGGAUUUGCUUCACAGCCACGGCUGCCACAUCAUCACGAAAUCCUGCCAUAUUGAACAUUUUCCACAGCCAACUUGUUGGUUCAUUACUUUCGCAGCGCUAGAGCUACAAUUGAUGAAAAAUAUGGACACACAUCACAAAGAAUGCUACAAAAUUUUGAAAUCUUUGAUGAUUGGGGAGGUAAAUUUUCAGGGAAAAUGCAUGAAUUUGUCAUCAUACGUUCUCAAAACGGCUUUUCUAUUCCACGUCUACGGAUCAAACAAAUGCACACAUUCAAAAUUUGAUGUAAAAUGCAUUAUUGAAGUUCUAAACUACCUUGCCAAUUGCUUGUUUAAUUUUGAUAUGCCUUGCUUCUUUGCAAGAGAUAUGAAUACAUGGGGUUACUUGUUCGAGUUUCCUUGUUUUACAUGGUCUGAGUUUAGCAAAUAUCCAGACGAAACUUUUGGGCUUUGCUGGAUGAAAAUGUGGUAUAAAAUUGUCCUAUUCAUGAAAAAGAUAAUUGGAAAGGAAAACAUUAAUGAAAAAAAGAAUUGGAUGGUAGUAACUGACAAAUGUGAUUAUAUCAAAGGAGUAAUAUUUUAUGUGCUUGAGAGAUAUUCCACUUAUACCCUUACGGAGGUGUAUAAGGGACAGCUUCCCCAAACAGAAAUAUCUGGACUGACUCUUGCUUCUUGUUCUGACCAACAAUUCACGGAUUACAUUCAAAACAUGAAAAAAUAUCACAACAUACAGCUAGAUAUGUUGUUGUGAAAAUUCAGACAUAAGCGUUAUAUUCACAUUUAAAUAACAAAGAUUAAGUCUAUAAGUGGUCAUUAU
Saccostrea cuccullata (small rock oyster) is the source of this 1557-nucleotide messenger RNA. RefSeq lists its product as uncharacterized. Bases 49 to 1491 code for a protein of 480 amino acids. The record is from RefSeq and is a predicted model, not a curated record. Lineage: Eukaryota; Metazoa; Mollusca; Bivalvia; Ostreida; Ostreidae. The transcript is spliced from 2 exons.